AAUCCCGCUGGGAGUCGCAUCCUACCUGGCUGGGAGGUGUACUGCCGAGCCACACUCAUCCCCUCGGUACUCUCCUGGCUGGUGCUGAGGUGGGAGAAAAAGUCCUAGCUUGGAGAACUGAGCGGAAAAAGCGAUCCUGAUGGGUUCUUGGAAAGCUUUUCUCUUCUCUCCCUUUCUUCUGUGGAGUCAAAGUAGAGUGGUGAGGCUCAUGUUCUUGUUACUGACCCUGCAUCUGGGAAACUGUGUUGAUAAAGUGGAUGAUGAAGAUGAUGAGGAUUUAACAGUGAACAAAACCUGGGUCUUGGCACCAAGGAUUCAUGAAGGAGAUAUAACACAAAUUCUCAACUCAUUGCUUCAAGGCUAUGACAAUAAACUUCGCCCAGAUAUAGGAGUGAGGCCCACUGUAAUUGAAACUGAUGUUUAUGUAAACAGCAUUGGACCAGUUGAUCCCAUAAAUAUGGAAUACACAAUAGAUAUAAUUUUUGCUCAAACCUGGUUUGACAGUCGUUUAAAAUUCAACAGUACCAUGAAAGUGCUUAUGCUUAACAGCAAUAUGGUAGGGAAAAUUUGGAUUCCUGACACGUUCUUCAGAAACUCAAGAAAAUCUGAUGCACAUUGGAUAACAACUCCUAAUCGUCUGCUUCGAAUUUGGAAUGAUGGACGAGUUCUAUAUACUCUAAGAUUGACAAUUAAUGCAGAAUGUUACCUUCAGCUUCAUAACUUUCCCAUGGAUGAACAUUCCUGUCCACUGGAAUUUUCAAGCUAUGGGUACCCUAAAAAUGAAAUUGAGUAUAAGUGGAAAAAACCUUCUGUAGAAGUGGCUGAUCCUAAAUACUGGAGAUUAUAUCAGUUUGCAUUUGUAGGGUUACGGAACUCAACUGAAAUUUCUCACACAAUCUCUGGGGAUUAUGUUAUCAUGACAAUUUUUUUUGACCUGAGCAGACGAAUGGGAUAUUUCACUAUUCAAACCUACAUUCCAUGUAUCCUGACCGUUGUUCUUUCUUGGGUAUCUUUUUGGAUCAAUAAAGAUGCAGUACCGGCAAGAACAUCACUUGGUAUCACUACAGUUCUGACUAUGACAACUCUGAGCACAAUCGCCAGGAAGUCCUUACCUAAGGUUUCUUAUGUGACUGCGAUGGAUCUCUUUGUUUCUGUUUGUUUCAUUUUUGUUUUUGCAGCCUUGAUGGAAUAUGGCACUUUGCAUUAUUUUACCAGCAACAAAAAAGUAAAGACCACUAGAGACAAAAAGCUAAAGAAUAAAAGCUCGAUGUCCCCUGGACUCCAUCCUGGAUCCACUCUGAUUCCAAUGAAUAACAUUUCUCUGCCCCAUGGAGAAGAGGAUUAUGGGUAUCAGUGUUUGGAGGGCAAAGAUUGUGCCAGCUUCUUCUGUUGCUUUGAAGACUGCAGAACAGGGUCAUGGAGGGAAGGAAGGAUACACAUACGCAUUGCUAAAAUUGACUCCUAUUCUCGAAUAUUUUUCCCAACAGCUUUUGCCCUGUUCAAUCUGGUUUAUUGGGUUGGCUAUCUUUACUUAUAAGUUCUAUUUAUCAGGCAAAAAUUGUAAGAAGUUAAACUAAAUCCAAUAUAAUCUAUUGCUUUCAAUAAUAUGAAGUUUAAAUUUAAAAUGCAGAGAAACCAAUGGUUAAAAUGUAAAAGCAUUGUAACUAUUCUACCGAUUCAUAGGUAAAUAAAGUAGCAGCUUUCAUUUUAAUUUACUUAAAUAUAUGUAAAAGAGAUUAGUUGCAGAAUUAAGUAUAGUAAAAUACUAUUAUAUAUUUUUACUUUAAUCUUAUUUAUUUUACUUGUAUCCCAUUAGGAUUUUGAAUUCAUAAGUCUGUGAUUUAUAUUUUAAAGAUGGAAAACUUUAAUAACUUUAGUAAUAUUUUAUUUAAAUAUAAUCUAUCGUUGUUUGUAAUGGGAACUUAACCUUGUGCCUAAUGUUUGUAGUAAUUUUUUGCUUAGAAAAUGUUGUUAUUUUGAUUUUUUUUUCUUAGUUUUUAUUUGUAUGCUUUGUUUGGAAUAGAGCUAAUUAAAACCAUAAAGCCAAGAUUUCCUGGCAUUUAUAUCCAGAUGUUUUACUCCCAAGAACAAAUUAAAUUAGAAUAAAAGACCAAUUAUUACCUUAUUAAAAGGCCAAUUUUUAUAUGUAUUUUAAUCGAAUCCAUUUCCUGACACAAUAUUAAAUAGUAUUGUAGUUACUUCAGUUUUGGUGAUUUAAAAACUAGGAUGAAAACCACCAAAGUAAUUUAUAUUUUAAAUAUAGAUGAAAAAGAAAUUACAUUUAACCAUUUUAUUCUCUGACUCACAGUAUUUAUGAAGUAUAAAGAAGUUAACACUGAAAUUAAAUACAGAAAGAAUUGAUUUUUUUCUUUUUGCUCUACAAAAGUGUUAUGUUCCCUAAACUGAAAAAAAAAAAAAGAAGAAGAAUAGUGCUGGUAUUCACUCAUUGUGGGAAAAGAAUUAUUAUCUAGCAAAUUGAGUAACCAUUCAUAUUGAGGAUAUGGUCUUAAAUAUGUACUAUUAAUAAUUGCCAGACUAAAAGAGUCCUAAAAAUAGAGUUUUAGGUGUGUGUCACAUGUUGUCUUUGCCAGCUCCUACACUGUCCAUUUUAUAUCUAUGUUGUAAAUUGUUAUGAUGUUCUCUUAAAAAAAAAAAAUGAAAGCAGGCUCAAA
Molecule: messenger RNA, 2672 nt
Organism: Neogale vison (American mink)
Lineage: Eukaryota; Metazoa; Chordata; Mammalia; Carnivora; Mustelidae
Gene: GABRG1
Product: gamma-aminobutyric acid type A receptor subunit gamma1
Exons: 9
Coding region: 140-1537 (465 amino acids)
Biological process (GO): synaptic transmission, GABAergic; monoatomic ion transmembrane transport; signal transduction
Cellular component (GO): postsynapse; dendrite membrane; GABA-A receptor complex
Molecular function (GO): transmitter-gated monoatomic ion channel activity involved in regulation of postsynaptic membrane potential; inhibitory extracellular ligand-gated monoatomic ion channel activity; benzodiazepine receptor activity
Source: RefSeq, a predicted model, not a curated record